ACAGCAGUGUCGUCGUGCUGUUCUGACAAGCGUCAAAAUUAAUUAUGCGACACUCGUCAGCUUUCGCCUACUGUUUUGUUCUUGAAUCAGCUCACCGCAGUUGUUGGGCGAGAGGUGCGCUUUAGUGAACGGAAGGCGCUUGACGCUUCGUUUGGUUUGUUGACAAAUACUAGGCGAGCACAAGUCUUCAUCCCGUGAGCACGAAAUUUGCAUGGUAUUUCGGCGCCUACUUACUGUGGCAUUGGGCUUGAUGCCGAAGAAAGGCCAAUUCUACUACGCCGUCCGCAACGGGCGCCAGAAAGGCGUAUUUUUGACAUGGCCAGAGUGUGAGAGCCAGGUCAAGGGUUACCCCCGACCUGUGUACAAAAAGUUCAGCACCGAGCAGGAAGCUUGGGCUUUUGUCAACAACGAUCCCAAUGGAGAGAUAACCCUUAGUGGUUCAGGGGCCUUUGGGGUGAGCUGCCACUCUGUCGGCAAAGCAUUGCAGGGACGCAAGCGCAAGCAAGGAUCCGACCCUGUGGAGGACCAGAGAGCCCAGCGCUUCUGCCCAGAUCCUAAUGAACCGACUGACAUGCUGCAUGUGUACACGGAUGGAGCGUGCACGCACAAUGGUGGCAUAAACGGGACGCCAAGAGCUGCCAUCGGUGUCUACUGGGGACCCAAUCAUCCAAUGAACAUCAGCGAGCGGCUUCCAGGUCGACAAACAAACAACCGUGCCGAGAUCCAUGCUGCUGUCCGUGCCUUGCAGCAAGUGCGCAGCGUUGGUGGGCGCCACGUGACCAUCUACACAGACAGCUCUUUUCUCAUCAACAGUGUCACCAAGUGGAUGGAUGGUUGGAUCAAGAAGGGCUGGAAGCUGUCUGAUGGCCAGGCUGUCAAGAACAAAGAAGACUUCCUGGAGCUGCUCAAGGCAGCAGAGGGCCUCCGUGUUAAGUGGGUGCACGUGCGAGGCCACUCUGGUGUGCCGGGCAACGAGCAAGCUGACCGUUUGGCCGUGGCUGCGCUUGACCUACCAUUGCCACCGGGAUGACCACUGCUGAGGCUGCUUUUUUCUCACAUUAAACACAACUUUCU
Messenger RNA from Rhipicephalus sanguineus (brown dog tick), 1074 nucleotides. RefSeq names its product ribonuclease H1 (gene rnh1). The transcript has 9 exons. Gene Ontology annotation, biological process: DNA replication, removal of RNA primer. Gene Ontology annotation, molecular function: nucleic acid binding; RNA-DNA hybrid ribonuclease activity; magnesium ion binding. The record is from RefSeq and is a predicted model, not a curated record. NCBI's taxonomy places the organism in Eukaryota, Metazoa, Arthropoda, Arachnida, Ixodida, Ixodidae. Bases 212 to 1030 code for a protein of 272 amino acids.